This is a messenger RNA of Closterium sp. NIES-65, 1356 nucleotides long. The record is from the annotation of a GenBank genome assembly. NCBI's taxonomy places the organism in Eukaryota, Viridiplantae, Streptophyta, Zygnematophyceae, Desmidiales, Closteriaceae.
AUGGAGGCGAUCCGAGUCAAUAGCAAGAGGGAAAUAGGUGACCUCUCGAGUCGCGGCGAGCGCGCUUUGGAGCCUAUUCCCGGGUUGUACUAUUUUUCGGCGUCUAUGGAAACCGCUAAGGAUAUGUACUCAUCGACGAGUAACCCUAACGGGUUUAUUACAUUGUCUAUAGCGGAGAACAUGCUCAUGUUCGAUUGGCUGCAGGAGAAGCUGGCGAAGCGAGAGCCGAUAGAGCCGGAGGUGGCGCGCUACAACAUGGUGUCGGGCAUGCCGCGGUUCAAGGCGGCUGUAGCGCACACCGUGCAGCGCCUGCUGCUGCCACGCUGCCCGGGGCUGGUAUCACCAGGCAACAUCUGUGCAGCGGCGGGAGUGAGUGCUAUAGUGGAGCACCUGGCGUACACCCUGUGUGAUGCAGGCGAGGGGGUUCUCAUCCCCGCUCCCUUCUACCCCGGCUUCAUUGGCGACUUCCAGCUCAGAAACCGUGUGGAGAUCGCCUCAGUCACCACAGCCGACCAGCGGCAGUUCCAGCCCACCCCCGAGGACUGCCAGUCCGCCCUGGAAGCAGCAGCAGCGAGGGGCGUGUGUGUGCGAGCCAUCGUGCUCACCAACCCCACCAACCCGCACGGGUCUGUGUGGCCCGAAGCAGCGGUGGCGGCGCUGGUGGCGUGGGCGCUGCAGGCGGGCCUGCAUGUGAUCUCGGACGACGUGUAUGCCGCAACGGUGUUUGGGGAUGAUGCACCGGAGUUUGUGAGCGGGUUGGAGCUGGCAGAGCGACUGGUGGCGGAGGGGAAGGCUUCUCGGGAGGAGGUGGAUGCGAGGGUGCAUCUGACAUACGGCAUGAGCAAGGACUUCACACUCAAUGGCUUCCGGGUUGGCAUUCUCGUUUCCCGUAACCAGAAGCUGCUUAGGGCGCUAGGCAUGCUGAACCUCUUCUCGAUGGUCUCUCAGGACACGCAGUGGGCGCUGAGUGCUCUCUUGGAGGAUGACGCGUGGGUGGACGCGUUUCUGGCGGAGAACAGGAAGCGACUGCACCGCUCACACCGACUCAUCUGCAGCACCCUAGAGGAGCUCUCGAUCCCCUUCGUGCCAUCAGGAGCAGCCAUGUUUGUGUUUGCGGACAUGCGUCGCUUCCUCUCUGCGCCCACCUUUGAGGCGGAGAAGCAGCUGUGGACCGACAUCAAGGACGGGGCCAAGCUUGUCAUGGUACCCGGAGAAUCAUGCCGUGCCUCUGAGCCAGGGUAUUUCCGCAUCUGCUUCUCAUCAUUCCCCUAUGAGCACCUUGAAGUCGCCUGUGCUAGGCUCUUCGCCUUCUUCAAUGCAAGAGCAGCCAAACCUCUGGACACGCCUGCUGUGUAG